UGUGGACUUUAAUGAUGCUCCUCAGAAUCUACAAGAGGAAAAGUCUCUCCCUUCUCUAAAACGGAAGACGUUUUCUUUAUUUUCAUUAGAAGGAAUGCAUAUAUUUCAGGUUUCCUGACUGCAUGUUUGCUUUCUAGUGUAGCUAUAACAGCAAUCAUCAUCGAGGCUGUUUAACCAGCAUCCACCGUUACUGGGCGCCAUAAUAAAUAAAUAAGUCUCGAGAGGAGCCGAGCUGCUGAUGUCAGGAGCUUCAGUGCUGCAUUUACUGCUGCAGAGAGGAUGAGCUUCUCCGGAUCCACACAUGCGAGUCUGACGAGCAACAUGCGGGCCGUCGCGAUCAUAUCUGCGAUGCUAUUGUGUCUGGCCCCGCCAGUGAACGCGGGGAAAAAGGUUUUUAAAUGUCCUUCUUCGUGUAGCUGCUCCAAAGAGUCUAUAAUCUGCGUCGGGUCUUCGUAUGUGCCUCGAUUCAUUCCCAACGAUGUCAGUUCACUGAGUAUUGUGAAUGGGACCUUCUCUGAGAUCAAGGAGGCGAUGUUCUCACACAUGCCAUCUUUACAGUUACUGUUGCUCAACUCCAAUGCCCUCACUACAAUAAGGGAUGAUACAUUUUCUGGCCUUCCGCACCUGGAGUACCUGUUUAUAGAAAACAACAAGAUUGAGACGACAUCGAAAUACUCUUUCCGAGGACUUAGGGAUUUGACUCAUCUGUCUUUGGCAAACAACAACAUUAAAGCUUUGCCCAGAGAUCUAUUCAUUGAUCUGGACUCAUUGAUAGAGCUAGACCUGAGGGGCAAUGUCUUUGAGUGUGACUGCCGAGCAAAGUGGCUGAUGAUGUGGUUAAAGAGCACGAAUGCAACUGUAUCAGACGUUUUCUGCACCGGUCCCGAGGAGAUGAAGGGCAAGCGGCUCAAUGACAUGACGAGCUUACAUAACGAAUGCAUCUCUACAGAUUUCAUUCCUCUCCAAUCUGUGCCUGCCGAGUCUUUAUCUGUGGACACGUUCUCCCACAAGAACGACGUGUAUGUGGCCAUCGCUGCUCCCAACAUAGAGAGCUGCAUGGUUCUCCAAUGGGACCACAUCGAGAUGAACUUCAGGAGUUACGACAACAUAACAGGUCAGUCCAUAGUUGGCUGCAAGUCUGUGAUCAUCCAGGACCAGGUGUUUGUCAUCGUUGCUCAACUAUUUGGUGGUUCCCACAUCUACAAGUUUGAUGAAGACCAGAGCAAGUUCACAAAGUUUCAGGACAUUGAGGUUUCCAAGAUUUCCAAGCCGAAUGACAUCGAGGCAUUUCAGAUUGGCAACGACUGGUUUUUCAUCAUCGCUGACAGCUCGAAGGCUGGACUUUCUACUCUCUACAAAUGGAACGACAAGGGCUUCUACUCCUACCAGUCACUUCACGAAUGGUUUCGUGAUACCGAUGCAGAGUUUGUGAAUUUGGACGGUAAGGCCCAUCUUAUCCUAGCGAGCCGUUCCCAAGUACCGGUCAUCUACCAGUGGAGCAGAAGCACUCAGAAGUUUGCCUUGCAAGGGGAAAUCCCAAAUAUGGAAGAUGUAGUUGCUGUCAAGGCCUUCAGGAUCAAGGAGGAUCUUUAUCUGGCCAUGACCCGAUACAUCGGUGACUCCAAAGUCUUGCAUUGGACUGCAAAGGAGUUCUCAGAGGUCCAGGCCCUUCCUUCGAGAGGCUCCAUGAUCCUGCAGCCAUUUUCCUUCAAAGAAAGGUAUUACCUGGCUCUGGGAAGCGACUACACCUUCUCGCAGAUCUAUCUAUGGGAUGCAGAAGAGAAGGUUUUUGAGCGUUUCAAGGAAGUCUACAUCCAGGCCCCUCGUUCCUUUACUGUGGUCUCCACUGACCGGAGGGACUUUGUAUUUGCUUCCAGUUUUAAGGGCAGCACACAGAUCUUUGAGCAUAUCAUCAUUGAUCUGAGUCUUUAAGUGCUGUUGUGGACAGUUGCAAUUAAGGCACAUCUUCAGCAGUUGGACAUUUUUCUGGAAAGGCCAUUAGUGGGUUUUAAGGUGAGGGAAGUUGGGAAGCAAAUGUAAUAUGGCAUUUAUCAGGUUCACAGUAAUACGAAUUACAUCAUGCAUCUGUGUAUUCUGGAAGGGCCUUGACAUUUUUUUGGGGGGUUUUAAAAUAUUAUUAUUGUUAUAUAAUAUAUAAAAAAAAAAUCCUCAGUCCUGCUCUGAGGAAAAGAGUUGCACUUGUCACCUGUAACUACCUAAAUAACUGUACAUAAUGAUACAUACUGAAAAUCUGAGAGCCUUUCAGAACUCUGUGUGCAACAGCUGAUACUGUGCAUGAUGUGGCUGCAACAACACUGAGAAUAAAAAAAAUACAAUUUUCAGAGCAGGCAUGCAGAUCAAGUAGUGAUACAGGUGACAAAUGCAGUACUGUUAUCUUAAGAGACAUUUUUACCUCAUUGUUCAUUAUUUAUUUAAAUCACAUCUCUUUUUCGGUGGACACAUUUUUUAUGUCAAUUAAUUAAUCAUUUAAAAUGAAUUGCCAUUAUUAUAGUUAUCAGGAUCUGUUCAGAGCUAAAUUAAUCAAAACAAAUAUUUCCGUUGUGUGAUUUUAUGCAGAAAUGUUUAUGUGGUUGAUUGUAAUGGAUCCAAGAAUGCAGCCUUUUUUGGAAGAAACAGAUGAUCUACGUUUCAAUACAGGGAAAUUGUGAAAAGCACAAGCCUUUAAAAGCAUCAUACGUCUAUUAAUAGAGAAAUAAACUUAAUAUUAAUCAAUUAAACUUAAAGUGGUUAACUGAUUUUGGAUAAUGAUUUCCUUUUUUUUUCUUUUUUUUUCUGUGAAAUGAAUGUAAACUGCUUUUAGUUUUAAGUACUAGUGACAACUGUUGAAUGUGUGACUUGUUUUGAUGACAAGUGCAAUUAAAAUAAAAACCUCAUUUUCAUACUGUUUUCCAAGCUGGGAUACAGAGAAAAGAACUGCACAACCCUAAAUAAUGAAUGCAGCCUGCAAAAGCAUGAUAUUCAGCUAUUAAUAUUCAAUAAAUUUAAGUCUUAUGAAAAAAAUCUAUAAAUAACUCUUAAUUGAUCAUAUAAUGUAUUUAUUAAUACCAGUUUAAUUUAAUCUUAU
Messenger RNA from Carassius auratus (goldfish), 3085 nucleotides. Its product is annotated as leucine-rich repeat LGI family member 2-like. The transcript is spliced from 8 exons. Lineage: Eukaryota; Metazoa; Chordata; Actinopteri; Cypriniformes; Cyprinidae. Gene Ontology annotation, biological process: inhibitory synapse assembly. The coding region runs from base 280 to 1932 and encodes 550 amino acids. The record is from RefSeq and is a predicted model, not a curated record. Gene Ontology annotation, molecular function: protein binding.